Molecule: messenger RNA, 3560 nt
Organism: Closterium sp. Naga37s-1
Lineage: Eukaryota; Viridiplantae; Streptophyta; Zygnematophyceae; Desmidiales; Closteriaceae
Source: the annotation of a GenBank genome assembly
AUGGAAAGAGGGAGAUUAACUUUGAGAAGGCGAAUCGCAACUGCACCGACCCCUUCCAGUUUGAAAACAUCCGCAAGGAGCCCUGCGCGUGUACGCCUUCUGACUAUGCGAAGGAGUACUCGAAAGGGGAUGAUGGCAAAUGCUACUUGCAGUAUCGCCCAAGCAACUGCCAGGGAGGGCAAGAGUCGAAGCGAAUCCCGGUGGACCUUCUGUUCUGUGAGUUGAAGCCUGUCCCAUGCACAGAGGCGAACGUGAAGAGCAUGUACCUCACGUGCGACUACAUCCGUGACCCAGCCACCAAUCAGCAGCUCUCCAAGACUCGCAUGAUCCAGGUGGUGUACUAUUUCGACAAUCAGUGCAACCCUGCUGCUCGUGGCUCCCUUGCCCUCCCUCCCAGCGACUACAUUCCAUGCGACACGCGGUGUGGCCCGGGGAUGUUUCUCAAAGGCAACAACUGUCACAAGUGCCCGCAAGGCUACUAUAGCAUGGGAGGCGGGUUCCGUUAUGAUGCCUUCAAGGACCUCGACCCCAAGGUCUUCCAGACAGAGUGCUCGUUCAGCAACAACACGGGCACGUUCCCCUGUGAGGGGUGGUAUGCGGAGGAGGGGCAGCUGAAAGUGGGCUCCUACGACCCUGCCAACUACUGGCUCGAGGAGGAGUGUGCGUACUUCACCAACAUGACGUGCCACAACAACCUGCAGUCCUCGCUCAAGCUGCCACUCACUCUCGUCAGGGACGGGUAUGUCACAUUCCGCUUCACAGUGAGCUCGGAGCGGCAGCGGGAUGGACUGGUGUUCUAUAUCGACGACCUUAACACCCCCGCCAUGCUGCUGGCUUACAACCAGUUCGAUCCUAAGGAGGUCCGCUUCCCCCUGGCAGCAGGAAGGCACACGCUCGUGUGGGCGUAUGUCAAGGACUCGUCGUUCACACAAGGCAGGGACUCUGCCGCCCUACAGUUUCUGGAGGUGGACGGCAUUGCAUUCACCGACUCAGCCUGCCUCAAAUGCCCUGCCGGCUUCUUCAGUGGGGAGCAAGCCACCAACUGCACAGCAUGCCCUCCCGACCACAUCUCAGCGGAGGGGUCAGGCCAGUGCGAGGCGUGCAACAGCACCACGUUCGCCCUCGCCACACCCCGCACCCAAUGCACCCCACGCCCUCUGUGCAACGUGACAGUAGACGCCACGCCCACCUUCACCCCCUGCGUUGCCUCCUCGCGCACGCGCACCAGGGUGUGGUCGUGGCUCUCCCCUCAAGUCUGCCAGCCCGACCCCGCCCAUGGCCUCCCUCCCAACACCACCGAGCCAUGCGAGCCCUGCCCGUCAGGGCAGUACGCAGUUGUGGAUUCUGCCACUGACACUCUCACCUGCACCUUCUGCCCCACUGGCACAGCGCGGAACGUCUCAGAAGCAUCAACAGUACAACCACUCCCCCCUCCAGGCGCGGCUGCCCCUCCCUCUGCAGCCCCCUCAACCACAUCGGACGAAACUUGCCACCCGUGCCAGCCUGGCGAGGCGGCAGUGAGGAUGCUCUUGCUGGAGCACUUCCGCACCGUGGAAGACGGGAAGCUUCCCAGCGGCUUCCAGACUGGAUGCAGUGGGGAGUGUGGGUCAGGCGGGUGGCGAGUGGUGGGGGAUUAUCUGGACUCGGGGGCGAAUAACGGCAAGACUGCCUCUGUGUGGCUGGCACUCACAGUGAAUCUCACCAUCCCUGGCUACAUCACAUACGACUUUGACGUGGACAUCCCUCCUGGCGACCUGCAGCGCGGACUCUUCUUCUACGUGGACGACAACCUGCUCGAGAACAUCGAGGACGGGGGCAGCAUGGGCGUGAGCGUGCCAGUGGGUCGCAGCAGCAGCCAGCAUUGGCCGCUGGCAGCAGGCAGCCACCGCAUCAUGUGGGUGUGGGUCACCCUCAACGCCGAUCGCACCUCCGUCGAUCGCUCCUCUGCCAUCCUGCACAGCGUGCGCGUGUGGGGGGCGGCACAGGGGGGCGCGCCCGGGUGUGUGCGCAUCCCUGCAGGCGCGCAGAAGGGGCAGAGCGGGGACGCGUGGGAGGAGUGUCCUGCUGGGUAUUACAGUGAGGGCGGGGAAGGGCUGUGCCAGAAGUGCCCUGCCAACACCUUCAACCCGAAACCUGCGGGCAACCGCACUGCUUGCCAGCCGUGCGGCCUGGGCACAUCCUCUCUGGAGGGCAGUGCGGAGUGCGCCAUAGGGGACAUCACCUCGCCCUCCUCCUUCUGCACCUUCAUCGUCCGCUCCUUCAACAGUACAGACACGCUCCUCUACGACCUCUCCCCCCUCGCGCACCAGAACCUGGGCCGCCUCGUGGGGCCCAUAUACGAAGGCCCAUCCUUUGUAGACCUGCAGAAGGGUCCUAAGUACUAUGUGUCGGUGUGUGCUCGCAGCAACAGUGAUAACGCUGUGUAUCGCCCUGUCGCUUCCUCUGCUGCUGCUGGGGGUGCUGGUGUUGGGGGUGGUGCGGCUGGGGGUGGUGGUGUGUGGAGUGGUGAUAGUGGUGGUGGGAAGGGGGGCAGGGGCGGCAAGGGAGAGAGAGCGAACACGAAGUACCCGUGCAUCAUGUACACUGGGAAGCCCCUCAACAACACUUAUGUGUGCCGGAUCAACCCGAAUCUGAAUGAGCACAGCACAGCCACAUCGGCCCACAGCCUGGGGGACACCGUGUCACUGGCCCCUUUGGGGAGCUUCUCCGAGCCGCAGCUGCAGCGGCGAGGGCUGGUGAUGUCGUUCUACGGAGAGAGCUGCCCGAUGUCCGACGCCCCCAGCACCUUCAACCUCACCUUCAUCUGUGACCCCGAGGCUGGCUACGGCCACCCAGAGCCAUGGACGGAGGGGGGCAAGAAGGCAGCUCUGAACCCGACCCUCUCCUACCCGGCAUGGGCCAAUCGGUCGGGCGAUGUCAUCCCCGUGGGGCGCGAGGCGCCUGUCUCAUGCCUGUUUCAGAUGGUGUGGUACACGGCAUAUGCGUGCCCGCUGUGCACUGUGCUGGAUAUGGAGCCUGUUGCCGUUGCCAACUGCAUCGACAACAAGCGCUUCACCUACAAAUACAAGACGCCAAGGCUUUGCCAGCCAAAUCCCCAGGUGCCCUUACCUCCUGAUGAGUACUGCCUUCCCUGCACCAAGGACGACUACCAGAGAUUUGAGGACUCUUGCACCGACGCCAACGGUGUGCACAACGUAACAUACAUCUGGAAGCUCCCGAAGACUUGUAACGAGGACCUUUCUGGAGCGGAGAAGCUUCCGGAAGGGACACUGGCGGGGAUUUGUGACAUGGAGGUGAAAUACAUCGCUUCAAGCACCUUGAGCCCCAAAUACAUUGCCAUUUUUGCGCUUGGAGGGCUGGCAAUUGUCGGCCUUGCAGUCAUGACGAUUAUGACGUGGCUCAAGAGCCGAAAGAUCUACAGGGAGUAUGCGAGGCUGUGCGAGAAUGCGGAGCAAGCGGAGGAGAAUGAUGAGAUGGAGGAAAUGGAUGGGGGUGAUGAGGACGACGAGUAUGAGCAUGAGGAGGCACACUUUUGUAGGCAGGGAGACGAGAGUAGUUAG